UUUGAGAUGCGCACAGAACGCAUGAAUGUGAGGGGUCGUAAAAAUGAAAAUAUAUAACUUUUAUUUUUGGAAAUUAACCAACCACAAUCUUUGGCAGGAGCCCCAGCGCUCCACGGCCCAGUGGAAUACUGGCCAUGUAGGUACGGGUACAUGUCUGCGGACCGGGACUUGGGGACACAUAAUAUAAAGCACUGUAAUGUGUUUCCCGAACUCUCCGCCUGAGGGCGCUGAUGUCCCGCAGAUGUAGCUAAACUCUCCCACAGAGGACACCGACUUGGGAUACGAGAAGUUCAGUGUGGGAAAAUUUGUUCCCCCACCCCUCCCAUUUUUCAUUCUUUAUUUACCCUCCAGUUUAAAUGGAAGCGUUAUCGUUUGUAAGUACGAAAAUCCAUACAAGUGUAGACGUGGUGGAUUGCUACAAAAACAUGUCACUCUCCUGACUGUUAUGUUGACAAUACGUUGUAAAAAAAAAAGUUACUGUGCAUGAUUAACUCGAAAGGGAAUUUUACCUCAUUUCUUCCUUUACUCAUCAAGUGAGCGUUUAAUUAAUUUUCUUACUUGACGUUAGAUCAAUACGCAGACUAGCUAAACAAACUUUAUCUCAUAUGUAUGACAUUAACAGAAUUAUACCCAUAUCUGUUGACUCGUUCAAGACACUGACUAACUUCAUGCAACAUAUGUGUAACUGUGUAACCUGAUUAUUUAUCCUGAAGUGGAUGUAUUUUAGUCAGUUACGUUAGUCAUUUACCUAGUCAUAACUCCCUGCCUGACUUAACGUAAAUGAAUGAGAGAAUUUGUUUUUCAUUCUGCUCCAGAAUCAGCUUUCAGCAUAUUGGGUUCGCAUGAUUAAAACCAGCAAACCCAGCUCCUCUCUCUCUGCCUCCCCGUUUCUCUCCCCCGUCCACUCAGCCUGCUCUGGCACAGUCGGCUAGGUUAUUUCAGACACAAAGCUGAUACACCAAAUGGUUAUUCAGUUUUAGGGAACAGCCCGACUGGAAACCCUGUGAGUCGUUCAAACUUUUAUUUCAUUCGAACAUCUUAAAAAUAUUAUUUUGCAUGUCUUACUAUAAUCAGCGAAAUGCAACGUUAAUACGUGUAGUCAGAAAAUUUUAAGAGACGAUUAUCGGACUAGGAAUUCUGUCUUCUCUUUUAAUUGAACUAUAAUCAAUUAGUGACGAAUAAACAAUCGGAAAAGUAUUUAUAAGGGGAUCGAUUACCAUUCAUGAUAUGCCUACUUGUCUCCGGAUACUCUGACAAUCCGGGUAAAACUCCCUUAAUCGGUGUACUGCUCUGAAUAGCGGGAGAUGCUCAUUUCCGGAGCAGUCGGUCUGGACACUGUCAGUCCUCGUUGUUACAUUUAAAGCUGGAAAAAUCGCAUCGGCCGCUCGCUCCUGCUCAACUGAACCAAAUAAAACAAAUAUAUAUUUUCAUGGAACUAGUAGGGGAUUAGUCGGAAGUACUUAACAUGCGCGAAUCAAAGAUCAAAGAAUAAGAAAAACAAGACUGCCCCUAAGGAAGAUUAAGGGUCCUUUUUGAAGUGUACAGAGUGGGAGUCCCCCGCCCCUCCAAAGAGGAAAAUCCCGCUUGACAAACCCUGCUCGCUAAAAUAUGCCUUUGUCCUGGAGGAGCUGGAUCGCAAACGAAGGCAGCAAGCACUUUAUCCUGGUACUAUGGCUGAGUACGAAUAUCGCACUGUUUUGGAAAACUUUUGUUUCAUACUGCAGCGGUCCGCAGCAUUAUUAUCUCCACAAGAUGCUUGGGCUGGGCCUGUGCAUGAGCCGUGCCUCAGCUGCUGUUUUGAACCUGAACUGCUGCUUAGUUCUCCUGCCUGUCUGCCGCUCAUUGCUGGCUGGUCUCAGAGGCUUUCAGAAGGUGACGAGUAGGAAGGCCAGGAGGAUCUUGGACAAAAGAAAGACCUUCCAUAUGGCAUGUGGCAUUGCCAUUGGCCUCUUCUCAGUCAUCCAUGUCUCCGCUCAUCUCGCCAACGUGUACAGCUUCUCUGCCUGGUACUCCGACGAGUUCCCCGCCCUCAAUCUGGCGCGCCACCGGGGAGAGGAUCCAAGGAUCAUCAUGUUCACGACCGUCCCCGGGGCCACCGGCGUCCUCCUGGUUCUCGUGCUCUUCUUGAUGUUCACCGCUUCGUCAUACAGCAUGAGGGUUUCUCACUAUGACAUAUUCUGGUACACCCAUAACCUGUCCAUCGUCUUCUACGUCUUACUGCUCGUCCACGUUAUUGGCGGGGUCCUGAAAUAUCAGACCAACGUGGAGCAUCAUCCCCCAGACUGCUUCAGGCCCAACAGGACUGCCCCAGGGGGGCAGAAUUCGGGGUUUGUAAACUCCAGCCAGGUGGAUGGUCUCAGCAAAGUGUGCAGAGAGGAGCCCCAGUUCCAGGCCCACUUUCCCGAGACGUGGCUGUGGGUCUCUGGGCCGCUCUGCUUGUACUGCGCUGAGCGGCUGUACCGCUAUAUGCGCGGCUGCAGGCCCGUGACCGUCGCAUCCGUCGUCAGACACCCCUGCCGCGUGGUGGAGGUACACAUGCAGAAGAGCGGCUUCAGGGCGCGGCCCGGACAGUACAUUGUCCUAAACUGCCCCCACGUGUCCUCAUUUGAAAGCCACCCCUUCACUCUGACCACGUGUCCAACAGAGAGAAAUGCAACGUUUGGCAUCCACCUGCGCGUGCUAGGAGACUGGACUGAACGCUUCACAGACCUGCUGCUUGCUGAGCCCGAGGUCGGUGCGGAGAUCCUUCCAGUGGCCCUCCAGAGGAGGUACCCCCGGGUGUACGUUGACGGACCGUUUGGGAGCCCCUCAGAGGACGUCUUUAACUACGAGGUCAGCGUGUGCGUGGCGGGUGGGAUUGGAGUCACACCGUUUGCGUCGGUGCUUCAGGCACUGCUGGACGACUGGCAGCAUCACAAGCUGAGGAGGCUCUACUUCAUCUGGGUCUGCAGGGAGCUCCAGUCCUUCCGCUGGUUUGCGGAGCUGCUCUGUUCCCUCCAUCAAAAGCUUUGGCAGGAGAAUCGCCCAGACUACCUCAACAUCAGGCUAUACGUCAGCAAGGAAAGGGGUCUACAGAGUCUAUCAGAGGGGCGUUACCAGGUACUGAGUGCUAGGCUUCUGAUUGGACGACCCAGAUGGGAAAUGCUCUUUGAAGAGAUUGGGAGAGCCAAUAAGCAGAAACGUGUCGGUGUUUUCUGCUCUGGACCCAAAGGACUGUCCACGACUCUCCACAAAAUGUGCAAUUCCAAUCAUUUUGGAGCUACAUUUGAGUAUAACAAGGAAUCUUUUAGCUGAGACCCCCUGAGUGUGACGACGACAUGGGACCUUAACAAGGUGCAAUACAUCUGCAAUGAGGAAAGCCAGAGACCUUAAGCACUGGAGGAAGGUGACUGUCUGCUGUGAGGAGGGGGCCUCACCGUGCAGAGAGAAACCAGCGUCAGACUGGGUGCAUUCAGGGUCAAUGGGAAGCAGUCAGAAAAGCAGAUUCAUUUUGUUUUUAAGUCAAAAUAAUGACAAUUAAUAUUAUUAUGAUAAAUAUUAUUAUUAUUUCUUUUAUUUUUCCUUUUAGUCACCUUUUUAAAAUUGUAAUCAGAAUUGUGGAGUUCCUGGCCUAUAUUGUUAAAAUUCAUUGUUCUGUUUCAGUGUCUGCCUGUCCUGUAAAGAAGAACUCCAUUAAAAUUGAAUGAUUACAUAAAUGGUUUCUAUUUAACAACAAGAAGGAGUCGGGGAUCAUCGCCGAUGAGGGAAUCAGUGCAGACGCAGGCAGACAUACACAGUGAGGUUUCCCCUGAACGGAGUGUAGGGAUUUGGUGAGAUCUGUCUGUGUAGCGGCCUGGGUGUCCUGUUAUAAUACCGUUUCACACUGUUAUUCGUGCUGGUUCAUGUUACUGGGACACAUCACAUCAAGUAUGUCUGCAGUCAUCUUGCUGGACUUUUUUUCCAUCUGGCCCUCGGGGGGGUGCGAUAGACCUUCUCCCAGCCUAGAGAUGUGACCGAUAUUCUAACAUCCUGUUUCCUGUCUGUGAAAGCCAUGUGACGUCAUGGGAAAGGUCGUGACAGAGGUGGCUGUGUUGUGGGAUGAUGGA
Molecule: messenger RNA, 4085 nt
Organism: Paramormyrops kingsleyae
Lineage: Eukaryota; Metazoa; Chordata; Actinopteri; Osteoglossiformes; Mormyridae
Gene: nox4
Product: NADPH oxidase 4
Biological process (GO): superoxide anion generation; defense response
Cellular component (GO): plasma membrane; NADPH oxidase complex
Molecular function (GO): superoxide-generating NAD(P)H oxidase activity
Source: RefSeq, a predicted model, not a curated record